Messenger RNA from Papilio xuthus (Asian swallowtail), 1906 nucleotides. It is a transcript of the gene endos, whose product is annotated as endosulfine alpha. The record is from RefSeq and is a predicted model, not a curated record. The transcript is spliced from 4 exons. Bases 184 to 531 code for a protein of 115 amino acids. Gene Ontology annotation, molecular function: protein phosphatase inhibitor activity. Lineage: Eukaryota; Metazoa; Arthropoda; Insecta; Lepidoptera; Papilionidae. Gene Ontology annotation, cellular component: cytoplasm.
UUAAAAAACGCCAUUUUUGAUUUGAAGAAAAUCACGAGCAAGAGCGUUUUUAUUUGUUGACCACUAUUUUCUAAUUACAACGAUUACAAGUCUUAGAUCGGUAUUUUCCAUCUGUUCUUUAUCUUAUCAGCCGCAUUUUAAGAAGAAAGUGAUCUUAUUGUUGCAAGACUUGAGGCGUUAAAGAUGAGUGAAUCAGUUGAUCAAAAUGAACCACCAAAGGAUCCGAAAGAAGUAGAGAAAAUGGAGGAAGCUAAGCUAAAAGCAAAGUUUCCAAAUGCCAUAUUAGGUAAAGGGCCUGGAGGACAUUCUGCUUUUCUGCAAAAGAGAUUAGCUAAAGGGCAAAAAUUCUUUGAUUCCGGUGAUUACCAAAUGGCUAAACAGAGGCCAAGUAAUCUAGCAGGUCCAUUCAAAGCUCCAGCUGUGCCUGCCAAGUUACCAACAGGAGAUGCCAUCCCAACACCUGACACGGUCCCACUGCGAAAGACCUCCAUUAUACAGCCCAAGUACCAGGCUCCGAGCCAGACCUCCUAGCCUCGCCAGACAGAGGCAGCUAGCCAUUAAUUUUAAUUCCAAUAACUUUUCAUUUUGCUAAUUCAUCUCACUAUGCAAUUGCUUUUAAUUUGUAAUUUAAGUUAAAACCCUCUGUGGGUAGACAUCUUAUUUCUUUUCACAGCUUGAUGUCUUCAUUGUGAUUUGAAAAUAAUUAGUAUAUAUGUUAAAACUAUAACUUUUAUAAGAACAACUGUUAUAUUUAUGUAUACAAUUUAGAUAGUAAUGUAGUGUCAAGAAUGUAUGUAUUUUUUUGUUGGUAUUUAGGUUGGCAGUAUCCAAUCUUGUUUCAAGAAAUGCUGGCACUCAUACAAAUGAAGUAACUUUAGAAACAAAUUAAGAACAUUUUAUUGGUCAGUAAUUUACACUACACACCUAAAUAGAAAUGUUGAUUGGAAACAUGAGAUUUGAUUGAUUAUAAAUGUUUGUGUUACAAAUUUUUAUAGGUUAUUUUAAGAAAUAAAUUCAGGAGAGUCAGAUGAAAAACCUAUAAAUCAGUGUUACUUUUUAUGGGAAAGUGUAAAGAUAUGGUGAAGAAGAACUAAUUGGCAUCAUAAAAAAAAUGUGAUUUAUUGGUUUUUGUUCCGACGCUUCUCAAUUGUAAGUGUUGUAAAUUUCAAAAAAUAAUCACACUUUAGUAGUUGUCUAUUUUUGAAACUCUCACUGCAUGUUUAGUGCCAUCCUUAUGAUAUUUGAUGUUUAAAAUUAUGUAUAAGCAUUCAUCUUGUAAUUUUCACAUCUUUCAUCAUGAAUCAGUUUAUAGCUUUCUGUUGUCAUGUUGUGCUUCUGAAUCAAUAAGUUGCAACUGUAAGUUUCACUGUGGCUUUCCGAGUCCAAAAUCUCGGAUUAAAUCAUAUUGUUAUAUCUGUUUUGUCAAAGAUGAAAGACAGGGUUAAUGAUAUAUUUUAUAGAGAUUUUGGUGUCGGGAACCCGUGGUCAAUAAAUCAAUAAUCUUGUUUUUGAACAUCAUAUAUUUUCGCUUUUGUUAUUAACCUUGGACUGUGUAAAUAAAGCCAUUGAACUUAAAGUGAUGUUAAUAUAAGCAAAUGGUGUAGGUUGUGCUCUCUUGUAACAUUUGUGGGUUUUAAGUAAAAUUAAAAAUCAAAGUAAGAAUUAAACAGUUUAUUAUUGUAAUUUAACGCAGACUAAUUAAAAUAAAGAAUUGUUACAAUACAUAACACUUAUAUAACAAUUACAUUGUAAAUCUGUUUUUGCAAUUAAUUUACUUUGUGAUAUGAUUUUUGUUACUGCUUUACUCGUGGCAUAGAAACCGGCAAUGUGUUACGCACGGGAGUGAUAUGCAAAGGGAAUGUUGAGAGUUAGUUGUAUUUAAUUAUAAUAAAUUCUUGAUAAGAAA